Molecule: messenger RNA, 1183 nt
Organism: Stomoxys calcitrans (stable fly)
Lineage: Eukaryota; Metazoa; Arthropoda; Insecta; Diptera; Muscidae
Product: lymphokine-activated killer T-cell-originated protein kinase
Exons: 1
Coding region: 77-1090 (337 amino acids)
Biological process (GO): protein phosphorylation
Molecular function (GO): protein kinase activity; ATP binding
Source: RefSeq, a predicted model, not a curated record
AUUGAGUGAUUUUUAAAACAUUAAAACGACGCGCCUUGUAUAUUUCACAAUUCUUAUUAAAAGAUAUAUGUUAUAAAUGGAGACGCCAAGAAAACCUUUGAGAAACAUUUCAUUGGAGGCCAAUACGCCAUUUAAAGUACCAGCUUCACCAAUGAUGAAAGCUCUUGGUUACGGUACUGGGGUCAAUGUUUAUUGCAUGGAAAGAUCACCCAAAGCCAGUGGUCCGCGUUCUCCCUGGGCAAUAAAAAGAGUGUCUCAAAGAAUUCGUGCCACAAAUCAAGAAAAUUCAAAAAUAUUCAAUGAACGCAUAGUCAAGGAGGCGACUAUUUUGCGUCAAUUGAAACACCCAAACAUAGUCGGGUUCCGGGCUCUUUCAAAGCAACAGGGAGAUCUUGAUAGUUUAGCUUUAGAAUGUUGUGAAACCUCAUUGGGCUCUAUUCUGGAACAACGACUUGAUAAUGGCGGAUCUGCAUUACCUGCAAAGCACAUUAAGAAAAUGUUAUUAGAUAUAUCAAAUGCUUUGCACUAUCUUCAUACAGAAGCCAAGCUUUUACAUGGUGACAUGAAAUCCCACAACGUAUUGGUAAAGGGCUCUGACUUUGAAGUGUGUAAGUUGUGUGAUUUUGGUGUAAGCCUGCCAUUGGAUGUCGAGGGAAAGGUCGAUUUUCGCAAAAAUCCUGAAUUACGUUAUGUAGGUACCACAUUAUGGUGUGCCCCGGAAGUUAUUGCCGAAGAGGAUGUAAUUGACAGCAAAGCGGAUAUAUUUAGCCUUGGCCUUAUAAUAUACGAGACUAUAGCCUUGACACCUCCUCAUAUGUUAGCUAGAGACGAUUCUGAAAGUUAUUUGGAAACGUCUACAGAGGAGGAUAUGUUGAACGAAGCUGAUACGGAAGGAAACGAAACGACUGAAAUGUCUCUGAGUGACUUGGCAUACGGAACUAGACCGCAAAUACCACAAGCUUUGGAAUUAAGCGAUGACUAUAAUAUAGUAAUGGAGUUAUUUUAUCUAUGCACCAACAAUCUGCCAAUAGACAGACCAACGGCCAAAAUUAUAUUCAGUUCUUUAAACCAGCACAAUACGAAAAAUUAAUUUUUCUUCUUUAGAUAUAACAAUUAAAAUUAAUAAAUUAUGAUAAUUGUAACGCUUUACUUUUCACAUAAAUAAAAUAUAGAUUUUAAAUGA